AUGGUUAUGGUCGAGUUGUGCCCAUCGAGGAUCUCCAUUCUUUCAAUGGACGAACAAACACUUCUACAUGAAGCGAAAAAUCUGAAUAUGGAGAAAAUUUGUACGACCAUUAAACAGAGUGGUUUCGUGCAAGGCAUCCUCCACGUGCUGUUACUUUCCAUGUCUGCACACUUCACAAAGGAGUUGGGUAUGGCUCCAGGUGGUGAAUUCCGUGCCGCACAU
Molecule: messenger RNA, 222 nt
Organism: Anisakis simplex (herring worm)
Lineage: Eukaryota; Metazoa; Nematoda; Chromadorea; Rhabditida; Anisakidae
Source: the annotation of a GenBank genome assembly